Molecule: messenger RNA, 237 nt
Organism: Ostertagia ostertagi
Lineage: Eukaryota; Metazoa; Nematoda; Chromadorea; Rhabditida; Trichostrongylidae
Source: the annotation of a GenBank genome assembly
AUGUCGAUUUGGUCAGCGCCUCUGAUUAUGUCCAACGAUCUUCGCACCAUUGCUCCCGAAUUUCAACGGAUUCUUCUCAAUCGUGAUGUCAUCGCCAUCGAUCAAGAUCCCUUGGGGAGAAUGGGAAGGCUUAUGGCAAAUAUGUCAGAGGUUAAUAUGGCAGGUUCGACGAAAACAAGCGCUCUUGGAGUAACAUUACCUAAGGCACAACGGUCUUUUAGUGCUCGUGAUUCCUAG